Messenger RNA from Antechinus flavipes (yellow-footed antechinus), 3440 nucleotides. RefSeq names its product cation channel sperm associated 1 (gene CATSPER1). The coding region runs from base 122 to 1507 and encodes 461 amino acids. Gene Ontology annotation, biological process: transmembrane transport; regulation of cilium beat frequency involved in ciliary motility; calcium ion transport. Gene Ontology annotation, molecular function: voltage-gated calcium channel activity; calcium-activated cation channel activity. The transcript is spliced from 13 exons. The record is from RefSeq and is a predicted model, not a curated record. Gene Ontology annotation, cellular component: CatSper complex; membrane. NCBI's taxonomy places the organism in Eukaryota, Metazoa, Chordata, Mammalia, Dasyuromorphia, Dasyuridae.
AGUGGAAGGGCCCAGGCCUUACAUCACAGAACCGUCUCCCUGGAAACAACCAGGUCCCUCCACAGAAUGUGAGACCCCACAAGUCCCUUGGAUGAACUGAGUUCCAGAGUUCCUUUUCAAGAUGAAUUACUUAACCGUUCCAGAGGAGACCCGGAGGGAGGUUGAAAUUCCAGAGACCCUGCCUGUUGUUGUUCCACCAUCCCCGGCGGCCAGCCCUGUUGGGUCAUAUAACAGAACUAUCCAUAUUAAAUACCCGCCCCUAUCCACAUGGAGCCUAAAGGCCAAGCCCUCUCGCAGUAGCACCCGAAUUCAUCCAUCCUUCACUGCCAUGGGGCAAAACUGGGAACAAGAUCACCGCCUAAGAAUGAGGAGAACCAGGAUGCAGCGGGCCUACAAGAAGCAGAUAGCCACCAACGAGCUCCUCCAAAAGUGCUGCGGGAAGAUCUUUAAAGUCUUUCUCCGAAUCCAGUUCAUGCUGGCUAUCCUGGUGCAGAGCCUCACGUUUGAAAUCUUCAUCUUCAUUGUGGUCUGUUUAAACACCAUCGUCCUGGUGGUCCAGACCUUUGCUGAGGUGGAGGUCUGGGGAGAAUGGUACUUCACAGCUUUUGACUCGGUCUUCCUCUGCAUCUACUUCAUGGAGGCCGUCCUAAAGAUCAUAGUCAUGGGAUUAGGCUAUUUUGAUUCUUGGAACAGCCUAGAUUUCUUCAUCAUGGUCAUGGCCAUGGUGGACUUCGUGCUCAAGCAGAUCUACUUCUCCUCCGUCACGAGAAUGGCCCACAGCAAAACCGUCUUCGGCAUUCUCAAGAUCUUCAAAAGCCUCCGUGCCCUGCGGGCCAUCAUGGUGCUCCGCAGGCUCAGCUUCCUCAACAGCCUCCAGGAGGUGACGGGGACGCUGGCCAGGUCGCUGCCAUCCAUCGGGGCCAUCCUCGUCCUGAUGUUCACCUGCCUCUUCUUCUUCUCGGUGAUAUUCCGAUCCCUCUUCAACCAUUCGGACCCCAAGCGCUUCCAGAACAUCUUUACCACCAUCUUCACGCUUUUUACUAUGCUCACCCUGGAUGACUGGUCCCUCAUCUACUUGUCCAGCCGGGACAAAGGUGCCUGGUAUAUCAUCCCCAUCCUCAUGAUCUACAUUAUUAUACAAUACUUCAUUUUCCUCAACCUGGUGAUCGCGGUGCUGGUGGACAACUUCCAGAUGGCCUUAAUUAAGGGACUGGAAAAGGAGAAGCAGAAGAAAGUGGCCCGGAUGCACGAGCGCCUUCUGGACGAGUCACUGACCAUGCUCGAGAAAGAACCGGAGGAGAAUUUGAGCGGGAUUUCUCUACAAAUGAAGAUCAUUGAGAAAAAAUAUGGGGACCUGACAGAAUCACAGCAGAAGCAAAUGUUCCACUACCUGCAGCUGAUGGCGGCCGUGGAGCACCACCAGCAGGUGUUCCGCUCGCAGGCGGCCGUCAUCGAUGAGAUCAUUGACAAAGUGUUUGAGGCCGGAGAAGAAGAUUACAAAAAGUAAAUGGAGAAGUCGCCGAGUGACCGCAAGUGGAUCCGGCUUUUGUGGCCUUGGGGCCGGCCGGCGGGCCCGGGACUGCCUGGGCUACGAUCCAAUAGAGUCCUGAAGUCUCUUUCUAAGCUCUUGUCUCCUUCCUGGCUGCGAAUCCAGUGGGCUUGUAGGAGAGACCCCCACCCCUCAGAGCCGCCCGUCCCCUCACAGCCGCCCACCCCGCUGUUUUCCCCCCCAAGGGAUCCCGGCUUCGGCGGCUUCCCCAUCAGGGCCUUAUUGCAGCCUGUGGCCCAGGUGGCCUGACCCCAGUGGCCUGUGACUUGGGCAGCCCGUGGCCCCGGUCUCCAUCCCAGACUCCAGAGGGCAGAGACAAGAACAGCUGGGGGAGGCCCUGGGUGGGUGUGGGGGGAGAGCAGCAGGUACAGAAGCUAACUCUUAGGAGACUUGAAGGUCUGUGACUAUUUUCUCAUUUAAGCCUCCCAUCAAUCCUGGGAAACAAGAGCCCCAUUUUACAGAUGAGGAAACUGAGGCAGAGAGGUAAAGUGACUCAGCUACUAAGUCUGAGGCCAGCUCCUCAGGGCUUGCCCUCUUCCGCUGUCCCCACCCCCAGGAAUAUCUGAGGUGAAAUGAGCCGCUGUGGGUGGGAAGGAGGAGGCUGCCUCCGGGAGGUCUCGGGGGAGGCUGGACAGACCAUCCCUACGGCCUCAAGCUGAGGAUGCUCAUGGGCUCCCGGCCCAGAGGGGCAGGGCUGGGGCUAAGGCAGGCCCAAGCUCCCCGCGUGGUCAGCGUGCCCCAAACCCACCGCGUGGGGAGCCCCCCCCCCCCAGUGCUGGGCCCCAGCUCUCCCAGGCCCGGAGCCAGAGAGAGCCCUGUUCCUCAGGGUGAUGGCCACGGGCCAGCGUCAGCUGAGCCUGAGUCACUUGUCACCAGGCCAGAGCGUUGUGCCCGAUGCCCAGGGAGCCAGUGAUGACAUCGGGGAGGGCCGGGCAGGGCCGCCCACAGCCAGGUGGGGAAAUGGCCAGGGACGGCCACGGCGGGUGCUCGGGAGGAGCCUGAAGGCCGCAGAGGGCCGGGGCCGGGCUGGGAGCGUGAAUAAAGGGCCAGAGCAUCCGCUCGGACGUCCCCCCUUGCCGUGGGGCCUUGUUCCCGCCCCCCCGCCCCGCCAGGGGCCUGAACCUCACUACUGGGGACCCAGGCUGAUGGGCCUGAAGCUCAGAAUGGCUUCAAUUAAGUACCUGCUGUAUCCUGGGCCCUGCGAUUAGCGAGGAGCCCUCUCAGCUUUGAGUCUCAGGGUGGCCCGGCUCUGCCCUCGGUGACUUUACAAAUGACAGCCGAGGGCACCGGGAGGGACAGAGGAGGAGAGAGGAAGGAGAGGGAGGAAAGGCGGGACGCGGCGGAAAUCGGGAAGGAAGAGGCCGGUGGGCGGUCCCCAGGAGGAAGUACGGGAACCCAGCCAGGAUCCAUCACGGCCCCCUCCCCCAUCCUGAGCGCCCCCUCCCUGCCCCGCUGCUGGGCCUAGCAGGCUCUGAGACACUCCUGGGCCAGUCAGGUCCGCCUGCACCCCCUCCCUCUCGAACCGUGUUCCUGGAGACUGGUGGCGAACUAAGGGCCAAAGGGAGUGAGGGUGAGGGGCCUCUCAGGGUUCGAGCUUUGGGCAGCAGGGAGUCUCUGCUUGGGGGGCAGCCUGGCCAGGGCGGGCGUGGGCAGAGAACCCUCCCCCUCGGCGCCCGAUUCCCAGCUGGGCUUUGGCCGGCCCCGGGGGCCAGCGGCGGCUUCCCUUUGUGUGUAUGUGCGUGUGUGUCCUAGCUAAUGUGCAGGCAGGUGGAUUCUGGGAAAAAGGACCAGGGAAUCAAGCCCUCUCUGCCCCCAUAAAGCCCCCCUUAAAGCAGAGCUCCCACUCGGGGCAGCCCAGUCUGGCCCUGGAGGGCGGCCUUCUUCCACCGUA